Molecule: messenger RNA, 6647 nt
Organism: Acanthaster planci (crown-of-thorns starfish)
Lineage: Eukaryota; Metazoa; Echinodermata; Asteroidea; Valvatida; Acanthasteridae
Product: semaphorin-2A-like
Biological process (GO): positive regulation of cell migration; neural crest cell migration; axon guidance
Cellular component (GO): plasma membrane
Molecular function (GO): semaphorin receptor binding; chemorepellent activity
Source: RefSeq, a predicted model, not a curated record
AAGUGCUGUCUUACAUGGAUGCAGAGGCGACCAGACGAAGUUUCCGUUGUGCGUGGAACAGGCGUACAUGUACAUUAAAUUUCUUUAAUCUCUGGAGUCAGACCUUAAGGUUUUGUAUCAUCAACUACAAAGUUUUAUACGAAGAUGUAUCACCACCCACUUGUGAUGUUUGUGGCAGCCUUGUGGCUGUUGAUGUUCCUUCCUGUUGACAAGGUCCUUGUGACCUCAAUGAGGCUGAAGACUGACCGGCCAAGAAUUACACUGGAUAAGCUGCGAGGUCUCUCUUUUGAUGUCAAGUUCCACCAACCAUCGAAGACUGGUCAGCCAUUCUACCGAAUACUCAACAAGAUUAAGAAUACUGGCAAUGAGGUGGUCUACAUCGGAGGCAACGAGACACUCAUAAAAUUGAGCAUAAAUGCAACAAAUAGUGCAACCUCAAUUUAUACAACAGACCUGGUGACAGAUGAGCCGCCUUUAAUUGUUUCUUGUGACCAGAAAAGUACGGACCCUGAGAAGGAGUGUUGGAAUUUCAUCCGUGUGGCUGAGGAGACAAGUUCAAGUGGUUCCUACGUUUGCGGCACCAAUUCACAAAGUGCCCUCUGCUACUUGUGCUCCCAAGACCUGAUGAACUGUUCCAGCGUGAGUGGCGCUGCACCAAAACUGGUACCUUUACUGCCUGGUGUCAAUCCAUCUGCUGCUGUCUUCAACCAAGAUGGAUCCGAGAUUUUGUAUGGAGGAGAUGCCAACAGCGAUACCUUCCAACGUUACGGUCUGAGUGCUGAUGGAAGCACUACUUUUGAAUUGGAUACUGUGACUGUGGGCCUUCAAUUUAUCAACGAGGCCGUCUUUGUCGGCAAACCCUUCCCUUUCACUGAUUCCAGCGACAGGAAGUACAUUUUCACUUUCUACCGUGAGAGAGCCGAGGAAUAUUCCAACCUCGGGGAGAAACUGUACUCGAGAAUCGCGAGAGUAUGCCAGAAUGAUACAGGAGGCCCCGUGAACACCCAGAAGUUUGUCACUUUCAUCAAGGCACGUCUCAACUGCUCCAUUCCAGAUGAUCUGUUGCCUUACGAGUUCAGUGAAAUACAGGAUGUGCUUUGGACUGAUGGAAACGAAGGCCCUGAAGCAUACGCUGUGUUCACGUCACCAACAAAUGGACCGGAAGCCUCAGCUCUUUGCCGCUACAGGAUGGUGGAUAUCAUGAAGCUGUUCGACGAGGGUGAAUCCAAGUUACAGCUUGGCGGUAACGUCAAUCGCCAGUGGCUGCCAAUAUUGCUGGAAAAUCCCCGGCCCGGAACAUGCGAUGAAGUACACACCACAGAUUAUCCUCCGCUUCUGGAUAAGUUGGUGCCCAACUAUAACCCCCUGGAACCGGCCCCAGGAGAUCAACCUCCCCCACCAGCAAAUCUUAAGCAGUCUGAUGCACCCACACUUUACGUGGACGGAGUCCACUUCACCAGCCUGGCCAUCGAUAUUGAUAAUUGCACCUACUACUUUGGUACAACUACUGGAAGUGUGAUCAAAGCUUUCAAGUACAAUUGCAAUAGUGCAGCUGAGCCGUUCAAAACCAUUGAGAUCACUGAGCUGGGGACAAGUGGAACCACCGUGACAGGGCUGGAGCUGAUCAGUAAGGGCAAUGCGAAGUUUCUGGUGGUGACAACGGAGGAGAGCGUCAUCACAUGGAGAACCGAGCGCACAGUGUGCUCAGGCAAAUGCAUGAGUGAAUGUGAAGAACUUGGACCAGGCUGUGUUUGGAGGGACAAUAGGUGUCAAUGUGUUCUUCCAUAUGACUGUAUCAAUGGCGAUUCCAGUGGUACCAGUACAUUUCUUGUUCAGCCGGACAUGAGCAGCAUCCGAACACUUUCAAACAGUGAAGUUGUUUUGCUCUGCCAAGUCGAUUUUGGAUCAUGCCCAGAGAGGCCUGUCAAUCUCUCUUGGGUCCAAGAUCACAAUGAUUCGUUUGUUAAUAACAACAAUCAUUUGGUCAAAUUGACGAAGCUCUCCGACAAACUGCUAGAGCUGAGGUUGAGAGUUAUCCACAACAAGAGUAAUGGCAGCUAUACAUGCACAGCCCAAGUUGGAGACAAAAUGGAGACCAGACAGGUGCAAGUGGAAGCGGACAAUCGCCUUACUGAAGAUGGUAUAAAGUUAAGGUGUGAUCACUACCAAGAGCUGGAGCGUAAUAAACCAGUGGUUAGUGGCGACACAUGUUCAGUUGAUAUUGAGGAGUGCAGUUCUUGUUACAUUGGGCACCAGUCUGAUAGACCGCCUUUCUAGAGCGUACUGGAUAGUGUCGGUGAGUUUGGAACAAGGUGGGCUAAUCCGAGAGAGGCUGAUUAGAGGAGGAAAUACAUAUUGCACACAUUGAUGUGAUUUGGUGGGAACUUUUAUUUAGCUGAAAUGUACGAGUUUCUUUUUACAGUGCUUUACAGAUUAGGAGUGACCGUUCUCAUUUGGGGGAAUAAUUAAAACCGAGAUUAAUGGUUUUGUCUGCAUGGAGGAAGCUAUUUAUCUCAAGCACAUGUGAUGCUGCUUGGUUGUGCCUUUUGUAUGCUGUAACGACUGCAGAGGAAUUAUGUUUGUAUUUGUAGCACCUUUGUUCGGUGUUGUAUUUGAGUCCAUCGUAAGUCCUUUGACAAGUCCCUUCACAAGGUCAGUCACUAGUCCCUCCACAAGUUUAGUCACAAGUCCCUUCACAUUUAGUAACAAUGAUGGAAAAAUGCUUUUGUCACAGCUCAUUUGAAUAGCUUGUGAAUUGGCUUAAGACUGAAUGACUUGUGAUGGACUCGAAUACGACACUGCCUUCGUUAAGGUUGGUUCAUACUUGGUGUGAAAGCAGAUGCAAAAAAGAAAUUGUGACACUGCAAAUCAAAUGUUGGUACUGUGAAUUCACAAAAGUCGAACACUUUUCAAAUCAAGCAAAUUUCACUGCAAGAGUGUUGUGAUGUCAAAUUGGCUUCAUUUUCGCCUGGAGCAUGGACUAAUUUUUACUUGGCCAGGAGAAAAGAUUUACAACUCACCUGGAAAGGCUCGCUCAAUUAAGGUUCAACCUUCUCACCGGAUAUGCUUAUUUGUAGCAGAAAAAAUUGAGGUUUAAAAAGGUACCACUGAGUACUCACAUGGCGAGCAAGCCUGCACCUACAUGUAUUUAAUCCAAGGCUUUCAGUCUCAUGGGGCUUUAUUCACAAGGUGGCAAUUUUGGAUAGUGCUCCACAGAUCCAAUUCAUUUAUUGAGCACUUUGAAAUAGGAAGGAGCCCGACUAUUUUGCAUCUAUUACAUCACCUUCAUUCCAACAGAUUAAAAUUUGUAAAAUAUUUGUACAGGAAUAGCCAAGCUUGUGAAUCAAUGUGGCUGACUGAAGAAUAAGCCCUGGUGCAUGUUGAUAAUUUUAUUAAAAAGUAAGCUUUUUGGAAGUGUCUUAUUGUGGUCGCUUUGGAUUACAUCAGUAAGAAUACUUAAAAUGUUGCAAUACAUGUAUGCGUUAAUUUUCUUAGAGUGGUUUCAUUUUCAGGUACUGAUGAGGAGAAGUACCUUCAGACUUUCUGUUUGGUUUCUAUUUUGCUCCACUAUCUUGGUCAUUAAUUGGAUGAAAUUGGGGUGGGUCCAACAUUUUUCUGACCCUGAUAAACCUGACCCCAGUGUGUACGGUAAUAUGACAUAUAUUUUUCGCUGAAUGCUUUCACUAGACAGAAAGCACCUGUGAAUCAGUAACCCGUCUACCAGGGACUCUUUAUAUAUAAUCAUAUAUUGUGUUAAAUGAGUUAACAUUAUAUAAAUUUAGCAGUUUGUUUUUAAUUGUUACAAUUAACAGAAUUUAUUAUAAAAAUAUAUGGUUUUGCUUUCAUAAAUUGUAUCCUAAAUUAUAUGAUGGCCCAAAUGCCAGUUAAGUUUUCUGUGUUGCACAUACAGUUUUGACGAUUUUUACUUGAAUUUCAAGCAUAACGAAUAACAGCUUAGUUGCAAAAAAAUAUGCUCAGUGUUCAAAAUGUUUGAAAUAGUGCGCUGCUUCAGAGUAAGAACCUUUUGUUUUUACGACCUUUUUAAUUUCAACGUGAAAAUCAUCAACUAUGUGCACAAGGAGGUGGAAAAUUUAACUGGCCAUUUAUUAAUGUGCAUCUGCAGACGUUGUAAAUACAUGUACAUCUUUGCCUUUACUGUUGCACACUUUUCAAAUUUGUCUUUGUAUUGGUCAGAAAAGAUGAUUUGUAAAACUUAUAUAUGUUGAAAACAAUGAAUUUAUGUAUGUACACAGAUUGAUAUAGUGUUCUUGGUCAUUUUUGAGGACUUUUAAUCUGGUAUUUAUGACAUUAUCAAUGAUUUCAUUACUCUUGAGCUUAGCUUGCCUAUUUUAAUCAUCUCUUGAAGUUUUCACUUUGUUUUGCCAAUAUAGUACAGCCCUGUCCAAGCAUGCUGGUGCCAGUUAAUUUAUUACUGCCACAAAACAACUUGCAUGAAAAAAUAAGCUACAUGUACUUGAAGUUCCUCAAGUAAGCUACAUGGUCUUGGUUUUGAAAAUCAGCUUCGUUGACCAGCAUUGGGUUUAACUCGUGCUAUUUGAGCUGUGUGUUAAGAUGAGGUUAGUCUCGGUCGUCCGCUCAGCAUGCCACCCACCGUGUGCGGUCACGUGUUUAGCAUUUUCUGCUUCGCCCAGUUGCUUCACAAAUGUCCAACUGGACUAGUAUUUACCUCACGGCCUUAUGAUGUGAUAAACGCAGAAAGCUUUCGUGUUCAGCGAGCUUAAUUUUGAAGUGUGGCUUCACAUGCACACAAGUACUGGUCAGGUUAAUGCCAAUGAUUCUGAAACCGAAAGUUGGAGAAGCAUUGGGCUGGAGUGUCUUAAAUACGUUCUUAAUUCCUGGAGGGCCCUUGUCAUUCAUGAAACUGUACAUCCAUGAACUGAAACCUAGAGGUGGAGACAAAUUUUAUCCCAGUGUUGAAGCACCCAUGAGGAACUGACAUCUCUACUCGCCUAGGCGCUACUUCAGUGUUCCUCUCUCGGUGCUCCAAUUGAAAAGGAUCAGGGUUAGAGGAAAUUAGACUAUCCAACGCUUUUGCAUUUUAGAAGUGGAUGGAUACAGUUGGAAGCUCUUUGCUGUAGUGUUUUCUGUUCAAAGUAAUGAAAACAGGGAUUCACAAGGGGGAUUUCAAGUUUGAAGAGGAGGAUCCCUGAGACACACAUCCGAAACCCAGCACUGUAACCACAAUGAAGACCACUCAUCACUUAGAGUCCCAAUGUUGUCUUUUGCCGACGCCCAACGGCUGUCGGUUGUUCCAUAUGUUAAGUCUUAUUUUGUAUUAAGUCUGACGAGGGGCAAAGUGGCAAAUUGGCAAAGUGGUUGUGUGUGUUAAAUGGGCAAAGUGACUGCAAAGUUUUCACCAUGUUUACAGGCCAAGUAGAGGGGAUCAGAUAGUGAUUCUAGAAGCCUCUUGAUGAAGUCGAAUCCCCUUAUGCUAACACAGAACUGGAUUCAUUAGUUUCAUUUGUUUAACCCUAAUCCCAAGGGUUUUUGUAAAAUCAUAUUUACAUGUAUUAUUAGAGGAUUCCAGGACUGUUAGGGUUAUAACUCAGACAAAGUCCCGGAGCAGAUUUAAAGGUUAUAAAAGUUCUAGUUUCUGCCGGAAUAGUUGUUAAGGUUUAUUGGGGCAUUGAGCCAAACAGUUCACUGUUUUAUUAGCUUAUGACUUCUGUAAAUGGUUUGCAAAGAGGAUCAACUCCGUAAAAGGCACGGACACAGUAGUGAAGACAUGAAAACAUAUUCUAAGCGCUUUGUUCUAAUUUAAUAUUUAGACCCGGGUCAGAUAAAAAUGAUCAGGAAUAAUUUAUUAGAAACUUGACCCUGACAGCUUAGCUGGUUCAGUUAGGUUUUUUAAACUCGUCUGCGUGGUUAAGGGUUGGUAUAUGAGAAUAAUACUAUAAAAGGUUGAUGUAUAUUGAAACAGUGAUAAAGAUAUGGAAAUAAACAUGUGUUGUAAGUUUAUUUUGAGGCCCAUAACAGAAAACCUUUUUUGCACCUACAAAAAGUGCUUUUCUGCCUUUGAUUUUAUCGACAUAACAAAGUGUUGCUUGUCACACCUUUAUUCCUGACAAGACUUCAAGCAAUUCAUAGCUCUGUUGGGGGCAAGACGUGUUUUCGGCAACUUCCAGAACAGGUGGUGGCCUAUCCAGGUUUUUGUUGAGAUGUGGCCGACUUUUCCAAAGUUUUGGAAUGCUUGAGGUAAUGUUUGUGCCAAUUGUGUAUGCACUUUUCAAAAGAAAAGGUUGGAAUGAAAACAGCAAAAAAAUCCCCUCUCAUACACUACUCUUAGCUCUUAAUGUACAGUUUGCCAAAUUUCGUCAAAAAUUUUACCUAUUGAAUUUUGUAAAUUCUAUUUUUUUUUGUGAUUUGCCAGUUUUUGCCGAGUACUAUUUUGACUGUUACGUAGUGCUCUCUGCUUUCCCAUUUGCUGUAGUUUAAAUUGAUAUUAUUUCGGUAUUAAACGUGUUUAUACCCGGAAACAACUUGACUGCAACUUAACAUGAAGCACUGGGCUUAGCAGUGAAAAAGUUCUGCUGUACAUGUACAUCUUGAUCAGGGUGACGCAGAGUGUUUCAAUGAACACAUAAUUGUCGAUUAAAAAGUUUCAUUACGUUAGCUGAACAAGGAAA